This is a messenger RNA of Ilyonectria robusta, 633 nucleotides long. RefSeq lists its product as uncharacterized. The record is from RefSeq and is a predicted model, not a curated record. The transcript has 5 exons. NCBI's taxonomy places the organism in Eukaryota, Fungi, Ascomycota, Sordariomycetes, Hypocreales, Nectriaceae. The coding region runs from base 1 to 633 and encodes 210 amino acids.
AUGCGCGACAUCCUCAAGCUUGCACUUCAGCGAAAGCAUUAUGCUCUUUUUGAAAGAAUUGCCGGACUGGCGAUAGUGGUUGAAGACCAGCUCAUUGCUUUCCGCAAAGGACUGACAUCUGCCAUCUCGUCCUACCGUCACUUUGCGGAUCAGUGCCGGGUCAUUGCUCGUGAGACUAUCCAACCUUGCCUGGAUGCUUACACAUCCAAAACCUGUGGCAAAGCAGAUGGACUAGCCAUGGUUGAUCUCGCUCUUUACUUCGAGGACCCUGUUGCCUUUUUUUCAGAAGCCGUGGCGCCUGUGAUCAACAAAAAGAUUGCGGCUUCGUCGCUUAUUCUCGGAUUUCUCGAUCUACUGCGAAAGCAAGGCGCCGACAGGAUUUUGCCUACGGAACGAACAAUGCAACUUCAUCGUGCCGAAGCGAAAUCGUUCAACACUUUGACAGAUUUCGCCAAGAUACACAGUGACGUUGGAGUUCAGCUCACAUCUGUGAAAAGGGCACACCCUACUACCUCCAACCCAUCUUCAUGGGACGAGUUCCGAACACUGUGUGGUAUGUACACUCAUGUGCUAUCCUACCCAUGCGUAAAAAGGAAAACCGUGCCAUCACGAAGCCCUAAGACUUCCACCUAG